Molecule: messenger RNA, 7776 nt
Organism: Lymnaea stagnalis (great pond snail)
Lineage: Eukaryota; Metazoa; Mollusca; Gastropoda; Lymnaeidae
Source: the annotation of a GenBank genome assembly
CCAAAGAUCAACAGCGUAUUUUCUUCCAUUUUUUCUUCUUUGUUGGGCUCGAUUUUUAUCUAUAAAUACCAACUAGGGGGAAAUGUUCCCACCAAAACUUGGCCAUGAUGUCCGUACGUCUGUUGCUGUUGGCACUAGCGGCCCACGCCUGCCACGGGGUCACCGUGCAGAUCACGAACCACUGGAACGGGGGGUUCCAGGGCGAGGUGUGCAUCCCGAUCACCAUCGAGCUCAACGGGUGGAAGGCGCAUCUCCUGUUCAGCCUGGACGUCGACAGCGUCGAGGUGUGGGCGGCCACGGCCACCAAGGUCACCCCCAGGGAGUUCGUCCUCCAGAACAAGGACUACAACGCCAUCGCCCACGUGGGCGAGCGGCUGUGCUUCACGUUCCUGGGCCACGGCACGGGGGACAUCGUCCCCGAGACCACCGUGUACAUCGAGGGCAUGGAGGACGGUCCGGGGGUCACCAACCCGACCACCCGGCCCCCCACGGCCCCGCCCAAUACCGGGAGUGGGACGGGCAAGAAAGAUUACGCCUCCGCUCUGGCGAAGUCGAUUCAAUUCUACUACGCGCAGAGGUAAAGAAGAACAUAUUACAUGUGUAGGCCUCCAUAUUGUAUUAUAUAAGCUCAUAACAAACUCUAUAUUGCAUUAUAUAAGCUCAUAUAAAAAACAGUGGUCAACUUUAAAAAAAAAAAUUUUAAAUGCCAAAGUGUCUCUGUAGGACAUUUUUUAAUGGGCAGCGUACCCCCACGGGUGGGUAAUUUAAGGAUUAUGGAGUGUGGGCACCUUUAGUAUCUAGGGGGUCUCUAUUUUUAUUUCAUAAUGGGGUACUUUUAGUAUGUGUGGGGAAAAGGGGGCGGGGUGUCUUUAUUUUUAUUUCAAAAGGAGUCUGGAGGCAAUGUUAGAAAUGACGGCUUUUGAAGUGGGUCAAAAUACGUUUUGGAAACAUGGAUUUAGGAAGUUCAAUUUAUAUAUUUUUUUGCCCUCAAAACCAAACUACACUAGACUUAUAAAUAUCCCUUAAUAUUUAUACGAUGUUUAUCGGAAAUGGGAUAUGUUAUUUUAAGUGCUUCUGAGUUUAAUUGAAUUUUAAAUGUCUGCUUUGUAAAUGACUCCAUCAUUUCCAUGCGAUCAGUUGUUAAAAAGUUCAUUUAGAUAAUCGUGUAUUUCAUUUUAAAUGAAUUAUCAAAGGUGUUUAAUAUCCUUUCAUUUUGUGUCCUUUUAAUUAGUCUUAAUCUGAAGCAAAAAAAUUAUUUUUCUUUGUUUGGUUUAAUUUUGGUGUCUUUCGAGUUAUCCGCAAGAAACAUUUUAAAAUAAUAAAGUCUAUGUUUACUUUAAAAUAUUAAAGUCUAUGCUGACUAAUAAAUUCUAUACAAGCGUUAAAAAUAGAUGCAUUCUUUUUUGUUAAAUUUCAAACUAAUUUUGUUCUUGUUAAAGACGAGGCUAAAAAUUAGAAACUAAAGCAAACGAAGAUACUCAUUGUCCGGGCUAGAUGUUUUAUAACCAAAUAAAUUUUAACUACAGAAAAAAAAGAAAGAGAAUUAGCCUUCCGUUUUGUUCUCCCUUAUCCUAUUUUGAUAAGUCUAGAUCAAAAGUUUUGUGAGACAGGAAUAGAGAAUAUCCCUUUGGCUUCAAAUUGUAAAGCUAGGUGUUUUUUCGUUGUUUUUUUUAUUAUUUUUUAAUUAUUUUUUAUUUAUUUUUAAAAAAAAAAGUAUUUCAUUAUUCUUUUUAUAACACACACACACACACACACACACACACACACACACACACACACACCACACACACACACACAGAUCAGGAAAAUUGCCCGCCGAUAACCCCAUCCCAUGGAGGGGCGAUUCCGCCCUUGACGACUGCGUGCCUGGAGGGUGGUACGACGCCGGCGACCACGUCAAGUUUGGCCUACCCAUGGCGUCAACGACAACCGUGUUGGUCUGGUCUUUACUCAGGUAAAAAAAAAACACACAUCAGACGUGGUAACUGUUUGCUCGAGUCUCCCCAUUACAGCCAAAAGUAUGCUGGAGAAGUUGAAGUUUGGUCAUUUAUAUGUUUUUAUUCUAAUAGAGAAUUGAAGUUGUUUUUUGUUGUUGUUGUUUUUUAAUAAAGAGAGCCCGUGCUCCCCCCAGCCCCCCCCCCCCCCCCCCCCCCCCCUCUUUUUCCCCCCCCCCCCCCCCCCUCCCCAGCCCCCCCCCCCCCACUCUACCACACUAUUUUAUCCCUGCCCCCAGCCUCCAUGUUGACUUUAACGUCAAAUAUCUACAACUGGCUUUCAUUUUUUUUUUAUACAUUUAAGAUAACUAGAAGCUGAUUUCAGUAUUUUCAUCGUGUUUUUAAUGAUAAAUUCGACUGGUGUUUAUUACAUACUAUUGGUAAAUUGUUACAUUUAAAUGCAAUAACUUUUAUUACACUGUCCUAUAAAGCAAUUCAAUAAAGUAUAUAACUAAUCUACAUUAAAAAAAUGUGCAUUAUGUUACUGCAUUAGUGCACGUCAAGAAGUAACUACAUAAUGUCGGACGGGUCUAAAAAUAAUCUGUUAUCUUGGUCCUUCUAAGACUGCUACGGAUAUUCUCAAACCUUGAAAAAUGUAACUCUAUACUACUCUAAAGAUACCUCAUGUUUUUUGUUUUUUUUUAAAGUGGUUCAUAGAACUGUAAUGUUUCAGUAACCUAACCAUCUUACCGGUAUCUUGUACCGAUGGACAGACAGAUUCAUAGACAUGAAAUUUUUCCAAGAGUUUACAAGACUUAAAUCCCCCUUUAAUUACAUCGUAUAUUUUAGGUGUGCUAUUCAACAUCAAAACCUUCCACAAUUCUACAUUUAAUUAUCUGACACUAACCACCUCAGUCUAAUGAACUGUUGAUAAGACCGCAAUAUUCAACCCGGAGGUCACAAACUACAAAAUGUUGUGAGCAGUGCAAGUAGCAGGUGGCACCGAACUUCCCAAUAAACACAAUACUAUUUCAUUGUGGAAAAACUGUGAGAUAAGAAACUGUAAACGAGUCCUUGGAAGAACACUGCGCAGCUGACAUAAUGCAGUUUCUAAAUAGUAUCAGGAAUGAAUGGGUUUAAAAUGAUUAACGCUGGCGAUAAUCUUCUUGACGCGUGUGCAUUCUUAUUUUGAGAUGAUGUAUACAUGAACUGCGAAUUCCAUGAGGAAGCUUAAUUAUUUAUGACAACGGAUAUCCCACUAAAGCCCUCUAUUGGCUCUGAUCAGCAACCCCAAAUGCUUGCUUAUUAUAUUAUUCAUAAACCUUACAAUUUUAGCACAUGAGAAAAACAAUAAUAUUUCAACGAGUCGAAAGUAUAUUUUAAGAGUAAUUGUGGGAAAACUUAAGAGCACCUUUAACCUUUUUUGGUGUGAUAAUUUGUACGUAAUUUUUCAUUUAAGUUUUGUGUUAUUUAACAAUUACAAUAUUAACUUAACCAAUGACUACCACAAUAUAAACUUAAACAAUGAUCUACUAUAAUAUGAAAUUAACCAAUGAACUAAUACAAUAUAAACUUAACCAAUGACCUACUACAAUAUUAACUUAACGAAAGACUUACUAAAAUAUAAACUUAACCAAAGACCUACUAUAAUAUAAACUUAACAAUGACCUACUGCAAUAUAAACUUAACACGUGACCUACUAUAAAACAAAAUGUACCAAUGACCUACUUUUCUCCACAAAGGUUCAAAGACGGCUACGUCAAGGCCGACCAGCUGGACGCCAUGUAUGACACCGUGAAGUGGCCCCUGGAUUACUUCCUCAGGGCCUGGAACCCACAAGCUCAACAGCUGGUCGUUCAGGUCGGCGACGCCGAUGCUGACCACUCGUUCUGGGGACGCCCUGAGGACAUGAACAUGGCCAGACCUUGUCAAACCGUUAGUGCUUCCCACAAGGUGUGUAUACAGUGCUCACAUGAACAUGGCCAGACCUUGUCAAACCGUUAGUGCUUCACACAAGGUGUGUAUACAGUGCUGACAUGUCCAUGGCCAGACCUUGUCAAACUGUGUGCAUACCGUACUGCGUAGUAUCUGCCUGACUGCACAAUUCAUCAGCUCUCACAAGAUGUGUGUACAAUUAUCCGAACCCCUCGAUCACACGAAUUCUAAAUUUGUGAUAGUUUCUUCCAUCAUGAGUUAGGCAGUUUAUUUUCCCCAUUUCUAUUAAACGAAAUUUGAAGACAUUUUUUGUAAAUAAGAUCGUGUGGUUUCUGAUUUUUAUGUAGCUUCGACGCGAUGAUAAUGUAUGUGUCUUUGCGUCUUGAGAGACUUGCAAAAGGUAUUUUGUCGCUGCGUUAUACGAUAAAAUAAAAUUACUAAUGUAAUUAAAUAACAAUUGUGUUUAGCUAGCAUACAACGAUUCAGCACUUGCGAAAGAAUAUUAGUGAAAUUUUCAAAGACGGUUUGGUUCACCCCCUAAAAAUGAUGAGAAGUUAUUUAUUUAAAAAUUGGUUGCUCUCUAAAUUCAAAUUAUUUCAAUAAUUAUUGUAUACAAUAUUUAAUAGGGUUUGUCAUUUAUACGACCGAUCACGUCUUAUCACAUGACGUCACGUUACUAUUUGUAGACACGUUUUUCGUAAAGCGUGGCUGCUAACAAUGUAUUUCAGCAUAUAUAUGGCAGUAACAGUUGGUUGAUAGAAUAUUUCAUAAAAUAAAGUUGUAAAUAAGUUUUAGUCCAGGUGAUGAGCCACUGUAAAGACAGCUGUAAACAGAUUGAGCAAACGGUCUACCCGGAUAUUUUAUUAAUAUCUUUCCUCCAUUUCAUGAGAUCGGCUAAACUAAAUGGCCGGAUUUUCUUUUUUUAGAUUUCCACCAUUAAAUGACAAACCCUUUUUGGACCCGUCGAUGGAGAAGAAAUUAAAUAAAUUUGAAACUGUGUGAGUGUAUAUCAAAUAUAUAUAUUUUUAAAAAAAAAUUAUUGCUGUAAUGCUAAAUGAAUAAAGCAUAUUCCUAUGCAACAGGGCAGCGAUGUUGCCGCUGAGACUGCUGCAGCACUCGCUGCUGGAGCCGUGGCCUUCAAAGACAAAGGAGACACCGUCUACAGCGCCAGACUCCUCACUGCUGCCGAGGGCUUGUAUUCCUUUGCCAAGUCAAACCGGUAAGUGUAUUUACAAAUUAUCGAAAAUUUUAUCUACAGGAAAUAACUAGACUAAGUAAUUUACAUAUAUUUUUGUAGUGGUUUUAAGAAAAAAAAAAAAAAUUGUCUAUAAAAUUAUUUCAAUAUUUAAAAUCGUCACGAAAAAUUUCUUUCAAAUCUUUUUUUUUUUUUAACAUAAAAAAAAGCUUUAAACGUUCAAGAAUAAGGAUUUGCACGUCUGAUAAAUGUCUACCACAAACGUGUUUCAUUUAAUAUUUAAAAUAAUUUUUUCGUUCCUUGCAACGUGGUUCAUUCAGCAUGGGCUAAGAAAAUGGGUUCUUGGUUUCUUUAUAACUCAUUUGACAUAUUUCAAUAUUAUGAAUAUUUAAAAAAAUUAAUGUAAAAUAUCCAAAAAAUCGAUCCAAUCCUUACGACAACAAAGAGAUCAUUACUGUUUUAUUCCCGCCGUUAUCAGAGGACUGUUUCACGGCGCUGUCCCGUUCUACGCGUCCAGCGGCGACAGAGACGAACUGUGCAUCGCCAGCGCCUGGCUGUACCGCGCCACCAGAAACAACCAGUACCUCAGUGACGCCCAAGGGUUUGUUGAUAACGGCUGGGCCUGGGCGUUCAGCUGGGAUGACAAGAAAGGUUUGUUCCAUUUCGUUGUUGUUGUGUAAAUUCGAGGGGGUAUAAAACAAACACGUUUGUUUCAAUACUUACGGGUGAAUCUAUUGUAAAACUUUUGAUUUGAAAACUAACAAGAAGAUGUUUUGUAUACACAAAAUAAGUUUAGAUUUUUUAGAUAAUAUCUAACAAAUAAAUCUAAAUCGAAUCAUUAAUAAAUUUAAUGCAUUAUGUAAUUAUUCUUUUUAUUCGUUUAAAUUAUUAUUAUUAUUGGGAUAAAUUCCUAAUAGGGAUUUUUCUUGCUGAACAUGUUUUUAUCCACACAAAAAAGUAAUAAGUUACGGGCGUAGGAAGGAUGGUGCGAUGUGUGGGUUCCACCCAGGGUGGCAUUUUUUAUGUAUUGAGGGGCAUCAUUUUCGCCUCCCUGCAUAUAUUAUUUUUGCGAGGAAGGAGAGGCGGACUUCAUGGCCCACCCCUUGGGGCACUAGCACUAGCUACGUCCCUAGACUAAGGCUCGACAAACUGACGGAACUCAUAGACCACCCUUGAUAAAACGAACCCUAUUUUACCAGCUAAAUGAUGUGCUUUAUUGCCAGACCUAUUCACCUCUUAAAAGGACUUUUCACCAUCAAAUUAGUGACCCGACCCUAUCUUACGAACUAUAAGACGCACUUUUUUCUUAGAGAAAUUUCCUCCUAAAUUCAGAUGCGUCUUAUGCUCGAAAUUAAUAUACAAAUGGUAGAACUGGUUUUUUAAAUUUAAUUUUUUUUAAAUUUUUUAAUUGUUUAAAAAUUAAGGUGCGUCUUAUAGUCCGUAAAAUAAGUUAAGUUUAAAAAGACUACCAUAAUAAAACUCUGUUAGAGAACCACUGACUCGGAGAUGUCUUGUGUUUAAAUUGAUUUUGUCUUAAACUCGUCUUCUUAUCGUGAUUUUAUUGCUUGCCAGUUCCCGUCUCUAUUACAAAUACAUAGCCUAGAUAAGCUCACUAAUUCAUCUCAUCUUCCUCUCAUCACAGUGAAACACUUAAAUUGCUUAAGUAAACUGAAUAAUCCUUUUAAUUUUUCUCCGUUGACAGUGGCUUGCCAACUCCUAAUGUACGAGGAGUCUCACAGCGCAAAUUACCGAGAUUCCGUGGUGGGGUUCCUGGAGUCAUGGAUGCCCAAUGGAGGAAUCACCUACACACCGUGUGGCCUGGCCUGGAGAGACAAAUGGGGGGCCAACAGGUUCGCAACUCCUAUAACUGUCCACAAUCAUUUACCUUUAGAAAAAAGUCUCCGUUAAAAUACUUCUUUGUCCUUACACAAACUAGAACUCAGUCACACUUCCCCCUUUUUUUUUCUUUUAAUAAAUGUUUAGUACUAGAAUUAAUCAUCGCGCAGCCAAAAUAUCUUACGUAGCAUGAUGUUCCAAGAAAACAUAUUAUCUCUAAUUAUAUCAUAUUCUUUUUUAGAUGUUUGAUUUUAAUCUUAAUUCGUUCAAAAUAUUUCCUCCAGGUACGCAGGUAACGCAGCAUUCCUGGCUCUGCUGGCCUCCGAGGCCGGCAUCCACACGUCCAAGUACCGCACCUGGGGCGUUGAACAGAUCAACUACAUCCUCGGGGACAACAGACACGCCGGCGGAUGCUUCAGCUACCAAAUCGGCUACGGCAGCAAAUACCCGACCCAGCCCCACCACAGGGCGGCGUCUUGCCCGGACAAACCCGCGCCCUGCUCCGACGCGCAGCUCACGGAUUCCGGUCCGAGCCCCCAGACCCUCGUCGGUGCCAUCGUUGGUGGACCCGAGGCGUCCGAUUACUACUUCGACGACCGGGAGGACUACAUCCUGAACGAGGUCGCCACGGACUACAACUCUGGGUUCCAGGGUGCUCUGGCCGCGAUCGUUCAUCUCGAGGUUACGAAUAACUUCCCGACGACUAACAACAAAUGCCCUUGCCAAACUAGAAGUUAACAUUUAAAAAAAAAAGAUUUUUUUGUGUGUACAACACUGAAAUGUAAAAAUACAGAAUAACAAAAAUAACUUUGUACAUCUGAGAAUCAUAUGAACUGUUGUAAAUUAGUUUACAGAUGUGUGAUGUAAAUGAAGUUU